Molecule: messenger RNA, 1384 nt
Organism: Halteromyces radiatus
Lineage: Eukaryota; Fungi; Mucoromycota; Mucoromycetes; Mucorales; Cunninghamellaceae
Product: nucleotide-diphospho-sugar transferase-domain-containing protein
Exons: 2
Coding region: 51-1250 (399 amino acids)
Cellular component (GO): Golgi apparatus
Molecular function (GO): glycosyltransferase activity
Source: RefSeq, a predicted model, not a curated record
UUUUUAAUUCAAGUUUCUUUUGUUACUUACUUGUUCAUGACUUUUCUUAAAUGAUGACUUUCCGCUAUGCUGUCAUCUUCAUAGUUGUAUUAGUUUCGUUAAUGACUCUUCACUUGAUCAACCAUACAAGUACUAUUAGUUCAUAUUCACCAUCACUUGCGUUUGAAUCUACUAGCAACACAACAACAACAACAACAAAUCAAUUGAGUACAGGUUGGAAUAGUACUUUAACCAUGUCCGCUAUUGAAAAAUCACCUUGGCUUUGCGAUUGUUUUCAUUAUGGAUCACCUAUACCCCAACUAUUACGAGACACACCUAUUCCUGAUCCUGAUCCUAUAACUGAUGGUCAAGUAAUACCACUUAUUGAAAUGACGAAAUUGACGAUACCCGACGAUGAUGUGAUGAAGAUCAUCAACAACAACCUUCAUUGGCCACGUACUUUAAUUAUCACAGUUGCAAACUACGGCAUUCGACAUUACGUAUAUAACUGGAUCCGAUCACUGGAAAGGACACACGAAGAACGAUAUGUGAUAGUAUGUUUGGACAAGGCAUUAUACGAUCAUCUAUACAAAGCAGGCUAUGGUAAUCAUGCAUUUGUGAUUCCGUCAACGUGGAUGCACUAUUCUGUUUCAAGUAAUCUUGCCUCUUAUCCUACACAGGACUAUCGAUUGAUCACUUUUACCAAAAGCGUGGUAGUACAGCAUAUUCUUCAUCUGGAUAUUUCGGCACUUUACUCUGAUGUGGAUGUGGUAUGGAUACGACCAAGAACAAGGGAUUAUAUACGUGCAUUGAUGGAUGUACGCGGUGGAGGAACUCAUGUCCUUUUCCAACAAGAUGAUAUGCAACAACAUAGAAUCAACUCUGGGUUCUUUUUGAUGAGACCAACACCCAUCAUGAGAAGAUUAAUGGCUGAUACAAUAUAUAUACAAGAACAACGCGAAUUGGCAUUAUGGGACAAUACAAUAAAACAUGAAUAUCAAACGACACAACAAAUAGCCAUGAAUGAAGCUUUAUCAAGAUUAAAAUUGGAAUUACGAACAUCUCGUGUGGUACUUUUGGAUCUCUUUUUAUUUCCUAAUGGUGAUACCUAUUUUUAUAAACGACUUCAUGAUAUGUUGGGGACGAAUCCUUAUAUUGUACAUGCAAAUUAUUUGACCGGAGAUGAAAAACUGGCAAAACUAAAGGAAAAUGGACUUUGGUACGUGGAUGAUACUUGGUUAACCUCAAUAGAUGAUAGUAUUUUUUUAUAAUUUAGUUAGUUAUUAUUUUUUUUUUCUUUAAUUGUCUCCGCAUGAAAUAUGUGAUGGCUCUCAUUUAUUGUUUAUCAUAAAUAAAAAUAGAUUUUAUAGUAAUGUCUCACUGAACAGCCAAUGAUGUCUCCUCC